UCCAGGACCGCACAACGCCGUGCGAGCAGCGCCAGCCCGCCUCUUCCGUCCAGCGCACCUCGAGGUUCAGCCCCGUGGGCGCCGGCAUCAGGCGCCAUGCCAGGCGGUGGCGGCACCCCGCGGGAGGGGCCGGGACCCUCGUGGUCGCAGAUGAGCCCGUGGCAAAAGGGGAGGCACAUUGUCGCCAACGUGACGGUGGAGCCCAUCAUCAUCCUGUACUCCAUCCUCGGCGUGCUGUCGGGGCUCACCACCGAGAACCUCUUUGUGCAGAAAGCGUGCCGCGUCAGCCUCAACCACAGCGCAGGGCUUUGCGCUGACGUCGUGCAGAACGACACGGUGUAUCCGGAGGUAGCCAAGGUGGUUGCCAGCAUGCAGGUCUGGCAGGCGCCUCUGCAGACCGUAGUCCCCGUCAUCCUGGUCAUGUUCGCGGGGUCCUGGAUGGACAGGCGGCGGCGGCGCAAGCCCUUCCUCUUGGCGCCGCUCGUCGGGGGCCUCCUCUGCAGCACCGGGCUGCUGCUUUGCUCCACCUUCUUCGAUUGGCCACUCGAGGUCGGAGGCGCCAUCGCGGCCCUAGUCCCCUCGCUGUUCGGGGACCCACCCGUCGUCCUGCUGUCCAUCCUCUCGUACCUGGCCGCCGUCAGCGACAGCGAGGACAGGACUUUCCGCAUCGGUAUGGUGAGCACGGCGGCGUCUGCGGCCGCCACCGUCACCACCGCCGUGUCCGGCGUGGCGUACACCUCUCUGGGCUUCACGGGAGUCUACGUGCUCAACAUAGUGCUGUGCUGCCUGGGACUGGCCUACGCGCACUACAGGCUCACAGAGCCCGAGCCCCCUGUGCCGCGGCCGCCGGGAGUAAGCCUCCUGGCUGACUUUUUCAACUGGCACCACGUGAAAGAUACCGUCACCGUGAGUCUUAAGAAGAGGCCCGGCACGCGCCGCCUGCAGUUGUACAUGGUCGCCCUCCUCUACUUCGCACUCUUGGGCCCUGUUGUGGGGGAGUCGUCUGUAAUCUUCCUGUACCUAACGCAACGCUUCAAGUGGGAAACUCUCCAGGUUAGCGCCUUCUUCACGUUCACCGGGAUCAUCGACUCCGUUGGAUGCUUUGUGGCCACAACAGUCUUCGCCAAGUGGCUCCACAUGAGCGAUUGCCUAAUAGGUAUCAUAGCCAUUGGAUGCAAUGCAUUUACCUCACCCGUAUUCGCUCUGGCGUCGACGGACUGGGCGGUCUACGUGGUGUAUGCAGCAAGCAUCUUGGGCGCAGGAGGAUUCAUCACCAUGCGAGGCAUUGCCACCAAGCUUGUCGACACGGAGGAACUGGGCAAGGUGAUGUCAUCGCUGGCCGUCGUUGAAGCCAUCAUUCCACUCGUGUUCGUCACCCUAUACAGCAAGCUGUACAGCGCCACGGCCGAUUCGCAUCCCGGCGCCUACUUGUACAUUUCGUGCGGGGUCUACACGCUCGGGAUGCUCCUUUACUGUGCCAUCUGGUGGUUGCAGUGGACGGAGGCCCGGCAGGCCAAGAGAAGGAAGGAGAACGACGAUAUGAAUGGAGUUGCAAACGCGGCUUUUGAAGGCUCAUUCACAACAGACGUUGGCAGCGAACCUUUCGAAAACCGCGUGGUUCGGUUAUAAAGGGUCGACGAAACUAGCAGCGCGCUGUUACAAAAGACUGAUAAUAGAUCGUUCGCGGGGUAAGAAGAUUACCCUUGACGUAGAAUCUAUGUUAAAAGCAAAUUGGUUGUGGGAAACCACACUCCCAAUAUCCUACUGAGCGUUCUCUUCGCAAUAGUAACAGUAACCCCAGUGUUAUGACUGCGCAGCGAAGGUGAAGACUUCUCAGUUAAGUAUGACAAUUUUCGUCAUAUUUCGUACAAAUUUGUCUGUGACAGAUUUGUGUGGUGAAGUACUGAGAAUUGGCGUAGUAAUGUAAAGAAAUUCGUCUGUCGCUACUGACAUUAGAAACUCCAAUUUUUCCAUUGAAAGAUUGGUUAGUUUUCUGUCCAAUCUUUUGUCUAUAAGCAAUUGGUAACGUGCCAAAAAUGUUUCCAGUGCAGACACGAAUUUCACCCAAAUCCAGUAUCAAAAUUGCCCUUUACUGUUAAGUGUGCGUCUUGUGGCUGAAAAGUCACGGUGAAAAGGGCAACGUGCAUUUGAAGGAGUUUUCUUCAUUGUGCUCUGUGGGAAAAUUACAGUAAUAGUUUUAGGGGAAGGGGCAUGCUUUGUUAGCGAAAAUGAAAAUCUGAAAUUUACUUUUUGAUGAGCUGUAUCUAGUGAAAACCACGAUAAUGGUACGGGGCGUUUUUGUCGAGGUAGGGAGAGGUUGAUGGCAUUCAUGGAAAAACUCUGGAUACUCGAAAGUGCGUUUUAAUUGGUUUGUUUCUCAACCUUUUUUACUGACUUGCUUCAUAAGUUCUUGGUUACUCAGGAAUACAAAGUUAUUACGAAUAAAGUUUGAUAUAUAAUGUUUA
Thrips palmi is the source of this 2465-nucleotide messenger RNA. Its product is annotated as tetracycline resistance protein, class E-like. The record is from RefSeq and is a predicted model, not a curated record. Gene Ontology annotation, cellular component: membrane. Gene Ontology annotation, molecular function: transmembrane transporter activity. NCBI's taxonomy places the organism in Eukaryota, Metazoa, Arthropoda, Insecta, Thysanoptera, Thripidae. Gene Ontology annotation, biological process: transmembrane transport. The transcript is spliced from 10 exons. Bases 97 to 1629 code for a protein of 510 amino acids.